Prunus persica (peach) is the source of this 2772-nucleotide messenger RNA. RefSeq names its product squamosa promoter-binding-like protein 6. Bases 977 to 2476 code for a protein of 499 amino acids. The transcript is spliced from 4 exons. Gene Ontology annotation, molecular function: DNA binding. NCBI's taxonomy places the organism in Eukaryota, Viridiplantae, Streptophyta, Magnoliopsida, Rosales, Rosaceae. Gene Ontology annotation, cellular component: nucleus. The record is from RefSeq and is a predicted model, not a curated record.
CUUUCAUUCUCGCUCUCUUUUUUGGCUAUCUUUUUCCUUUUUAUAUUCUGUUUGUUUCCCGAGAAACCGUAGAAAACGAGCAGAAAUUUUUGGGAAUCUUUUAACAGCCAUUUGGUUUCCCAUAGAAUUUUAGUACCCAAACGCACCUACGUGAAUGGGUUCUAACUUUUAAGUUAUUUAUUGAAAUGGGUAUUCAGUAUACUUUGCUUUGCUUCUUUUCAAGACAUGAUCUUUUGUCUGCUUCUUCUUUUAAGCUUUUUUCUUAAGCAAGGUUUGAGCUUGAAAAACAUUUCAGUCUCUUUCAUGGGAUUUCCAAUGUGAAAGUCACUGGAAAAUGUGAUUCUGUAAUCUGGGUAUAUUUUGGUUUGAGCUUUAAGUGUUCAUGUGUUUAUGCUCUGUAGUCGUGUUGGUGCGGAUUUUAUUUGAGGCUCUGUUUGAUUGCUGACGAAAACCAGAAAUGGAGUGAAACUAUGGAGCUAUGCAUUUUCCUCUGCUCAGUUUUGUUCUCUUUUUUUUCUUUCUUUCCAAAACACUGAAAAAGUCAAGCAAUCCACUUUUCUUUUGCUACUCUGUUCCUCUGGUUUCUCAGCAGCCAAACAAAGCUUGAUCUUUUGGGCUACUUAGCUAGUGGAGCUAUGGUUUUGAUCUUUUGAUAUGAUGGGUUUGCUUAAUUCCAUGCAGCAUCAGUGUCUUAGUUUUUGGGCAUUUAUAAAUGUUCGAAUUUUCAUCUUAUUGCUUUGAUUGUUGAUAUGGUUGUUUUGAUUUUGUUCCCACAGUGGUUAUUGAUUUUAGACGUCAAUUUUUUUUUGGGGGAUGAAUCUUUGUGCUUCUUUGCUUCCAUGAGGCAUUAUGUAUUUACUUGCAUUUCCUAUUCCUAUGAUUUAUUUAAAAAUGGAAAUUUACCGUUUGCUUUUGUGAAUUGUGGUAGGCAUUAACAUUACUGCAUAAUUCCUUUGACUUCAAUUUUGUUCUACUUAUGGAGUCUUGGAGUUUCGGUUCAGAAGGGAAAGGAUUUUUAUUCCCCGAAGAAAUAGAUAUACAAAUUGAUGCGUUUGCAAGGAGUAGAAAAGCAUUGCUAGAAUGGGAUAACAAAACUUGCUUGAAUUUCGGUAAAGAAUCAGUUGACGGCACGGAGUUCAUGGAAUUGGAUCUCCCUGACAUAGUGAGGAAGCCUUUUCAUACAAACCAAGGAGUGGAAAUCUUGAGUGGUGUGGUUGGUAAUGAUUCUAGUUAUAAUUCUGUAGCUUCUCCUACUUGUUUGAUUUCUUCAAGUUCAUCUUUGGGUGAAGGAGAAUCUGGAUCAAAGUUUUCGAGCCCGGUCACUGAAUCUAAUAGCCAGGAUUCAUCACUCAUUGCUUUGAAGCUAGGGAGGUUGACUGAUAGCAAAAAUGGGCAGAAUGGUCAACAUGCUAAAGAGAGGUCUAAAAGAGGUGGCAUUAAGGGUUCAUACUCUCACAUUCCCACCUGCCAAGUCCUUGGUUGUAACAUGGAUCUUAGCUCCUCAAAGGAUUACCACAAGAGGCAUAGAGUUUGUGAUGCUCACUCCAAGACUCCCAUAGUGAUUGUUAAUGGCAUGGAACAGAGGUUUUGUCAGCAGUGUAGCAGGUUUCAUCUGCUUGCUGAAUUUGACGAUGUUAAGCGCAGUUGUCGUAGACGCCUAGCUGGCCACAAUGAACGCCGAAGGAAGCCUCAACUAGAUACCCUCAAUUGUAAACCGCAUAAGUUGCUUCGGUCAUAUCAAGGCACUGGUUAUGUAGGAACUUCCUUUGCAAAGAGAACACCCUUUGUCUUUUCAGAUAUUCUUCCAGGUGGCAUUCUAUAUCCAGAAGAAUAUGCACAUGCUAACCAGUAUGGAAAUGUCAAAUGUGAAGAUGAGUCAACUUACAGUCAAUGUGUAACACCUAUAGCAAACAGGCAAAUGCUUCCGAAAUCUGUCCUUGGGAAACAACAUGCUCCAGGAAUUCCUUCAUCAGGAAAUGAAUACUCUACUUUUGAUGCAGCAUCAACCAUUCAGAAAGCAUCUGGGUCCUCAAACUCCUGUUGUGCUCUCUCUCUUCUGUCAACUCAAUCGCAUAACUUAUCAGGGCAUUCAGCAGGAGUUCAGGUUCCUAGCCCCUCGAUAAUACAACAAAGUACUCAUCACAGUGUUGGUCAACUUUAUGAAAAGCCUUCAAGAGUAAACUCCAUGGAAAAAUGUGGACAAAGCGGGUCCUACCUACAUAUUAUGAACUCCAUGGGAGUUGACCAGAUGGAAUCAGUAAUAGAUUCUAGUCAGGCUGUUGACUUCCAACUUCACACAGAUGGGGGUUUUCAAGAGUCACAUUGUUUAAGUACCAAGUAUUGUCUUUCUCCCGAACAUGGAACAACUUUUGAUUUGCUGCAAUUGUCAUCACAUCUUCAAAGAGUGGAGCAUGAGAGAAACUUUUUGCAAGUAAAACAGGAGCAUGGAGAAUACUACUGUUUCCCAACUGCUUAAGCGUCAUGCAGUCGACAAUGUGAUUAUGUUGGUGGAGGCAGUUUGGGUUUUUCUGCAUCAGUAAUACUCUGACUAUAUUGGUGGAUUCUAUACAAAGGCUGGUAAAAACUUUAGAUACCAUUGGUGGUAAAACUUAUAUUCUGAAGGGCAAAUAACAAGAGAAAAAGGCAAUGUGGAUUCUGAUAUUGUAAAGUUAUGCAAGUUGACACCUUUAUUUUAGUUAUGUGCAAACUUUAUGCUAAUAUAAUGAUUUAAGUCAUUAUCUUACAAGUUUAAAGUAUCAUUGGUUCAAUUUA